Rosa rugosa (rugosa rose) is the source of this 3125-nucleotide messenger RNA. RefSeq names its product pentatricopeptide repeat-containing protein At1g15510, chloroplastic. The transcript has a single exon. The coding region runs from base 99 to 2732 and encodes 877 amino acids. Gene Ontology annotation, molecular function: zinc ion binding; protein binding; RNA binding. Gene Ontology annotation, biological process: RNA modification. The record is from RefSeq and is a predicted model, not a curated record. Lineage: Eukaryota; Viridiplantae; Streptophyta; Magnoliopsida; Rosales; Rosaceae.
GUCCAUAAAAAUAUACAUUUUAUCCAUUAACCGUUAAACCUCCAGCAAAAACCCCCUCUUACUCUUUGGAACACAGACAAUGCUCUCAGUGCCCACAAAUGGCGGUUUCAGCUAAUACCUCUCAAAUUCCUCACAGCCAACACCUCCCAAAUCCUCAGUUCCCCAAAACCCACAAGCUCGAAACCCUAAGCUUCUCCACCAAGCUCCAAAGUCCCCAUAUUUCUUCUAGAAAAACCCAAGAAAUCACUGUCUGCAGCACCUCCUCCAUCACCACCACCAACACCCAGAACCCCAACUCCGACCUAAACGAGCUCUGCCGCCAUGGGAACCUCGAGAAAGCUCUGAAGCUCUUGGACUCUAUGCAGGAGGUUCAGGUUAAGGUGGAAGAAGAUGCUUAUGUUGCUUUGGUUAGGCUAUGCGAGUGGAAGAGAACACACGAGGAUGGGGCUCGUGUGUACAAGUGCAUAUCGAAUUCGAUGACCCUUUUGAGCGUCAGGCUUGGUAAUGCGUUGUUGAGCAUGUUUGUGAGGUUUGGCAAUUUGGUUGAUGCUUGGUAUGUGUUUGGGAGAAUGGGUGAGAGGGAUGUGUUUUCUUGGAAUGUUUUGGUUGGUGGGUAUGCGAAAGCCGGGUUUUUCGAUGAGGCUUUGAACUUGUAUCAUAGAAUGUUGUGGGUUGGGAUUGUGCCUGAUGUGUAUACAUUUCCUUGUGUUCUUAGAACAUGUGGGGGAGUGCCGGACUUGGCGAGAGGGAGGGAGAUUCAUGUGCAUGUGAUUCGAUUUGGGUUUGAAUCCGAUGUUGAUAUUGUGAAUGCUUUGAUUACAAUGUAUGUGAAAUGUGGGGUGGUUGGUAGUGCACGGGUGCUGUUUGAUAGAAUGCCUAGGAGAGACAGGAUUUCGUGGAAUGCAAUGAUUUCGGGGUAUUUUGAGAAUGGGGAGUAUUUGGAAGGACUGAGAUUGUUUCUCAUGAUGCGGGAGUUUUCAGUUGAUCCGGAUUUGAUGACCGUGACUAGCUUGUUAUCUGCUUGCGAGGUUCUUGGUGAUGACAAGUUAGGGAGGGAAAUACAUGGUUAUGUUUUGAAAACAGAGUUGGUGGACGAUGUUUCGGUGUGUAGUUCUUUGAUUCAGAUGUAUUCAGUUGUUGGGGAUUUGGGGGAAGCGGAGAAAGUAUUUUCCAGGAUGGAAGAUAAAGAUGUGGUGUUAUGGACAUCGAUGAUUUCGGGUUAUGUGAAUAACGCACUGCCUGAGAAGGCUCUGGAAACCUACAAAGUGAUGGAGCAGGAGGGUAUUUUGCCAGAUGAAAUAACUAUAGCCAGUGUUAUAUCUGCUUGUGCUUGUUUAGGGAACUUAGAUAUGGGUAUCAAGCUUCAUGAGCUUGCUGACAGGACUGGGCUCAUAUCGUAUGUGAUAGUUGCUAAUACUCUCAUUGAUAUGUAUUCUAAGUGUAAAUGCAUUGACAAAGCAUUGGAAGUGUUCCACCAGAUCCCAGGAAAGAAUGUCAUAUCUUGGACUUCAGUCAUACUCGGCCUUCGGAUAAACAAUCGGUGCUUUGAGGCUUUAAUUUUCUUUCGGCAAAUGAAACUCAGGUUAAAACCAAAUUCUAUUACCUUGGUUUCCGUCCUAGCUGCUUGUGCUAGAAUAGGAGCUCUGAUGUGUGGAAAGGAGAUUCAUGCUCAUGCACUAAGGAGUGGUGUAGCAUUUGAUGGUUUUUUACCCAAUGCACUUCUUGACAUGUAUGUAAGGUGUGGAAGGAUGGGAUCCGCAUGGAACCAGUUCAACCAUAACAAGAACGAUGUCACUGCAUGGAAUAUCAUACUAACUGGGUAUGCCCAGAGGGGGCAAGGAAGGAAUGCCAUUGAGCUAUUCCACACAAUGGCUGAGUCAAGGGUAGACCCAGAUGAGAUCACAUUUAUGGCGCUACUAUGUGCUUGUAGCAGGUCUGGUAUGGUUAGUGAAGGUUUGGAGUAUUUCAUUAGCAUGACACUUAAUUAUGGCAUUACACCUAAUCUGAAACACUAUGCCUGCAUUGUCGAUCUACUUGGCCGCGCUGGGCAAUUGGCUGAAGCUCGUGAGUUUAUACAGAAGAUGCCUAUAAAUCCAGAUGCAGCUAUCUGGGGAGCCUUGUUAAAUGCUUGCGUGAUCCACAGGCAGGUUGAACUUGGUGAACUUGCAGCCCAGAAAAUAUUUGAAUUGGAUGCCCAAAGUGUAGGGUAUUACAUACUUAUCUGUAACCUUUAUGCAGACAGUGGUAUGUGGGAAGAAGUUGCAGUGGUAAGAAACAUGAUGAGGGAGAGGGGGCUAACUGUAGAUCCCGGGUGCAGUUGGGUUGAGGUAAAGGGAAAAGUUCAUGCUUUCCUAAGUGGCGAUAACUUCCACCCUCAAAUAGAGGAACUUAAUGCAGUUUUGGAGGGAUUUUAUGAGAAAAUGAGAUCAUUGGCUUUCACAGAGCCAGAAAGUAGGCUUAAAGAUGAAGUUGAAGCUUCAAAAGCUGAGAUCUUUUGUGGACACAGUGAGAGACUAGCAGUUGCAUUUGGCCUCAUUAAUACAGCCCCGGGGACGCCUAUAUGGGUGACAAAGAAUCUUUAUAUGUGCCAAAGCUGUCACAGUACUGUCAAAUUUAUCUCUAAGGUUGUGCGCCGGGAGAUUUGUGUAAGGGAUACUGAAAAAUUCCACCAUUUUAAGGAUGGCUUCUGUACUUGUGGGGAUGAAGGUUAUUGGGGAAAGCCAGAUAAGUGAGAUGUUAAACACAUGUUGAGUAGAAUUCAGACAUGACAACCUCCAGGUCAUACUCAACAACUAGCAGUGCGGGCCUCUGGAUCAUUGAGAACCCCUUGAUUUUAAAGUCUAUAAAGUGCUAAGCAGAGAUCAGAGAAGCAUGGAAAUUGGGAUAAAAAGAUGGUGUUCAAUUGAGAUCUCAGUUUAGGAGGAACGGCCAUUAUUAUAGUGCAGUAGAAAAGAUGAUUGGAUUGUGGGCUCUUCAAAGGAAAUUUUGGUAUUACCUCAGGGCAUUGUUAUCUUACGACAGUUGUUAGUAUAGUGUAGUCUUGUUCUCUACUUGUGAUAUACAUAAUUCCCUGGAAACUUGAAAAGGGGGUGAUUAAUUAAAAACAAAUAUGGUACCAUGUUGAA